Molecule: messenger RNA, 2706 nt
Organism: Dromiciops gliroides (monito del monte)
Lineage: Eukaryota; Metazoa; Chordata; Mammalia; Microbiotheria; Microbiotheriidae
Gene: VTA1
Product: vesicle trafficking 1
Exons: 8
Coding region: 89-1009 (306 amino acids)
Biological process (GO): late endosome to vacuole transport via multivesicular body sorting pathway
Cellular component (GO): multivesicular body
Source: RefSeq, a predicted model, not a curated record
UCAUGCGACCUUUCGGGCGGAAGCGGAAGUUCCCGGUGAAUAAAGGUGGCUGUGUGUGAGUAAGGAAGCUACUGUGCCGGGAACAGAGAUGGCCGCCUUGGCCCCAUUACCCCCGCUGCCCCCGCAGUUUAAGAGCCUCCAGCAUCAUCUGAGGACAGCGCAGGAGCAUGACAAGCGGGACCCCGUGGUGGCCUACUACUGUCGUUUAUAUGCAAUGCAAACUGGAAUGAAAAUUGACAGUAAAACUCCUGAAUGCCGAAAAUUUUUAUCAAAGCUUAUGGAUCAGCUGGAAGCUCUUAAAAAACAGUUGGGUGAUAAUGAAGCUAUUACUCAAGAAAUAGUUGGUUGUGCCCACGUAGAGAGUUAUGCUUUGAAAAUGUUCCUUUAUGCAGACAAUGAAGAUCGUGCUGGGAGAUUUCACAAAAACAUGAUCAAGUCCUUCUAUACUGCAAGUCUUCUGAUAGAUGUCUUAACAGUAUUUGGAGAACUCACUGAUGAAAAUGUGAAACACAGAAAAUAUGCCAGAUGGAAGGCAACAUAUAUCCAUAACUGUCUAAAAAAUGGGGAAACUCCACAAGCUGGACCUGUUGGAAUGGAUGAAGAAAGCAAUGAUGAAGAAAAUGAAGAAGCUGGGACUUCUCCUCUACCCACUCACCCACCCCAACGGUCAUCUUCAGCAUAUGACCCAAGCAACAUGCCAUCAAGCAGCUAUACAGGAAUACAAAUUCCUCCAGGUGCUCAUGCACCAGCUAAUACACCAGCAGAAGUGCCUCAUAGCACAGGUGUAACAGGAAGCACCAUCCAACCCACUCCGCAGAAUAUUCCUGUUGUUGAUCCUGCCCUCUUCAGUACUAUGUCCAUAGGGGAUGUCCGCUUAACACCAGAGGAUUUUGCCAGAGCUCAGAAAUACUGCAAGUAUGCAGGCAGUGCUUUGCAAUAUGAAGAUGUAAGUACUGCUGUCCAGAAUCUACAGAAAGCCCUCAAGUUGCUGACUACAGGCAGAGAAUGAAGCCUUUGUCCAAAACAUUCAUGUAUUUUUGGCCUAAAGAACUAACACUCCAUUACGCUGUCUUCAGCCCACCAGGAACACAAUAAUGAGAAAGGCUCCAGUUCCACUGAACAUGACAAUAAAACCUGUGUUUAUGUAUCCGGUUCCUGCUAUAGUCUUCAUCAGCAGCUUCAACCAGCUUUUAUUUCACACUCAUGGAACCAGUCGUGUUUGGGUCCAGUGGGCUGAUGUUAGUGAGAUAUUUGAAAAGGCACAAGGAACUGUUGGAAACAAUGAAAACAGAAAUUUCAAUAAAAUCUAUUUAUACUGGGAAUAACUUUAGUAGCUCAAUUUACAUAUAUUAUUAAGGAAAAGAAAAGCAUCUACAGAGGGUAGACAGCCAUAAUGCAGUCUUACUAUAUUAAUCCGAAUUUGAAUUUAACUUAAAGUAUUCCAAAAGACAUUCUGAAUCAGAGAUCAUAUUUGAAUUUCACCUCAAGAAUUUUUUGGUGAAAAUCAUUGGAUAAUCAGCAAAUGAUCAUUUUGAAAACUCAGUUUAUGUUCAUGCUAAUACCACCAGAUUAAAGACAGUAAAAUUUCUUGACAAGAAAUAGAAUAAAAAGGUAAGCACAAUAAGUGCUCAGUGAAUAUUUGUUUUAAUUUAAAUAAUGCAGGUUUUAAAACUGCUUGGUUUUAUAUAUUGACUUUUGGAGCAAAUUAGUAUGACUUUCUUUCCAUAGGCAAUUUAAUUUUAUAUUUUCCACAGAAUGAAAAGGCAUUAGUACUACUGUCUGAGAAUUUGGCCCUUUGAAUUAAGAUACUCAAAUGCUACCAGUGAAGUCUGUAGAUUUUAUAACUUGAUCUUGGAGUUUGGAACUGUUUAGUGUGUAAGUUUUCUUCUUGGGGAUUAUGGUGUUAUUGUGUUAUACCUGCAUCCAUAUUAUGUAAGAAAUAAAAACAAAAAAAGAUUCUUUUAACUAGCAUAACUUAUUAAAUGAGCCCAAUGUCUGUUUUGUACCAUUUAUUAUAAUAAACAUGUUUAAAAUAACAUAUUUUAGUUCAGAAAUACAAAUAUAAAAAAUAGAAUCAUGAUUAGUUUAUAAAAUUGAACAAAUUUAGCAAACAGUACCUCCAAACUAGUUGAUAUACUUAAUAGAUCCUAUUCAGAUUGCAAGUUCUGCCAAAUAAUUUGUUUGACAGCUUAUCUGAAUAAUAGCUUCCAGUUGUGUUUUCAUAAGUAUUUUGGGUAGCUAUGUAUAAUCCCAAAGAGUUUGUCUGUGUAGCAUACAUUUUAUACUUUAAGAAUAAACUAUUCUAAGGCAUAAUAGAAAACUUAAUUGUUUUUUCACCCAACAUCCCCAUCUCUAUGUUUCAAAACAAUUGGAUUUUUCAGUCUUAAAUAAGAUAUUGAAUUUUUGUAGGUGUAUUUAAGACCCUGAAAUACCAAAAGAAUAAAAAAUGCCUAUUGCCUAAACCAGUAGGUAUUUGCACAGACAACCCGUAGAACAUUUAUAUUGGUUCAUAUAUCUUGGACAAACAUAGAAAAUAGACAAUGAACUGGGCUUAAAACUAAACACGAGGAGAUGAUCUCGCAUGAAUUCCAUUAGGAAAUGGCAGUUUUCUAACAAUACCACAUUUCUCCCUGAAAAAAAAUCCAUAUUUUCAAUUUCAGUAUUGUAUGUGUUAAGGGCUAAAAUUCUAGCUAAACUGUCUAAAAU